Molecule: messenger RNA, 813 nt
Organism: Camelina sativa (false flax)
Lineage: Eukaryota; Viridiplantae; Streptophyta; Magnoliopsida; Brassicales; Brassicaceae
Source: RefSeq, a predicted model, not a curated record
AUUGAAACAAGAUGUCGACUCUAUCAGCUGCAAGGGCGGAUAACUUUUACUAUCCACCGGAAUGGACUCCAGAUCAAGGUUCCUUGAACAAGUUUCAAGGACAGCAUCCUCUCAGAGAGAGAGCAAAGAAGAUAGGCGAGGGGAUUUUGGUCAUUAGGUUCGAGAUGCCUUAUAAUAUAUGGUGUGGUGGCUGCAAUUCUAUGAUUGGCAAGGGUGUUAGAUUUAAUGCAGAAAAGAAGCAAGUUGGGAACUAUUAUUCUACAAAGAUAUGGAGCUUUGCAAUGAAAUCACCAUGCUGCAAACAUGAGAUAGUCAUUCAGACUGAUCCUCAGAAUUGCGAGUAUGUAAUCACUAGUGGUGCCCAGAAGAAGGUCGAGGAGUAUGAUGUAGAAGAUGCAGAAAUCAUGGAGCUCACUGCUGAGGAAGAGAAGGGAAAGCUUGCAGACCCGUUUUAUCGUCUAGAGCACCAAGAAGUAGAUUUGCAGAAGAAGAAAGCAGCAGAACCGCUUUUGGUCCGUCUCCAGCGAGUGUCUGAUGCAAGACAUGCUGAUGAUUACUCCAUAAACAGAGCUCUACGUGCACAACUUAGGGGACACAGAAAACGUGUAGCAGAAGAAGAGGCUGCCUCAAGGAAGAUAGGCCUAGGGAUAAGACUUCUUCCAAAGAGUGAAGAAGAUAUUAAAGCUGCAUCAAACGUGAAAUUCAAAACCAAGUUUGACAAGAACCGAAAGGACAAACGAGCACUAAUCCAUGCAUCUUCCAUAAAAAAAAAGUGACAAGUUAUUAUUAUAAGAUGUUUCUACGUUUGGGAAA